AGUGGGUCUUUGUGGGCCUGGUGAUCCUGGGGGCAUUCCUGUUCUUCCUCCUGGUGGGGAUCUGCUGGUGCCAGUGCUGCCCACACAGCUGCUGCUGUUACGUCCGCUGCCCCUGCUGUCCCGAGUCCUGCUGCUGUCCCCGGGCCUUGUAUGUAGCAGGCAAAGCAGCAAAAGCUGGGUACCCUCCUCCAGUCUCUUCCAUGCCAGGUGCAUACUACAUCCCCAGUGUUCCUGUGACUGGUGUCCCGUCGCCUGCUGUGCUGAUGGAUAAGUCCCACCCUCCUCCCUUAGCCCCAGGUGACACCAGUGGAGGAAGCCAAAAUGCAGUGUGCAAGGGGUACAGGAUCCAGGCUGACAAGGAAAGGGACUCCAUGAAGGUGCUUUACUAUGUGGAGAAAGAACUGGCUCAGUUUGACCCAGCUAGGAGAACGAUGCGAGAACGAUAUAACAACACCAUCUCUGAACUCAGCUCUUUGCAUGAAGAGGACCUGAACUUCCGUCAGCCCUACCGUCAGUCACGAAGGAAACCUCUGCCUCCUGCUGGGGACCUGGAUGGCGAUGCUGAAUACUGGGCUGGAGUGAUGGGUGGGGGUAGCACAUCCAGAUCACAGGCUGUCUCUGAUUACAGAGAUGAGCGGGACACUUUCUGGCACAGCCAGCAGAGAUCCAAGUCUGAGAUGUUGUCCCGUAAGAGUUUCUCUGUGGGAGUGCCGGCUGUCUCCAUGGAUGAGCUGGCAGCCUUUGCAGAGUCGUACAGCCAGCGGAUGCGGCGAGCAGACAGCCAGGAAACACGACGCUUCGAGCGCUCAGAGUCGCAUGGCAGCCGCAGCGGAGGGCUGCCCCACCAGGAUGGCUCCAUUGAAGAAUACUACACCAAGCGCAGCAGAGGGAACCGGGAGCCGCUGACAGACUCGGAUCAGGGCUGGUCAUACAGCCCACCCCGGAGACGUGCCCAUGAGGAGAAGCACCUGCGGCUGGUGAGCCGAACGCCUGGAGGGAGCCAGAAAUACGAUCACUCCUACCUCAGCAGCGUGUUGAGGAAAUCUCGGAGCUAUGAUGAGAGCGGUGACCAUAGUGAAACUCCCUCGAAGCUGAGCUUGCAGCCCAGCCAGAGAGGAGGGGGAACAUACUAUGCCUGGUCACCACCUUCUACCUACAAAGCCGAGAAAUCACAGCAGCAGUCACAGCAGCCGCCAUCAUCGCCUGAGCAGGAGGAUGAAGAGGACACCCUGCCCCCAUACAGUGAGAGGGAGCUGAGCCGAGGCCCUUCAUGUAGGGCCAGGGAGCAGGCCUACCUCAACGCCUCUGACAAGAAGAGGAAAAAGGACCCCAAGAAAACAAACGAUUUCCCAACAAGGAUGUCCCUUGUGGUUUGAAGUUGUUGUGGACAUGUCAUGUUGAUGGGCUGGAUACUAUGAGGUGACUGCAAUGGAAAAGAGAGAGAGCAACAAGCAAGACAAACCUCCCGUGAAUCUGUGCAGCCAUUGGCCAUGGACUCUGUUUCUACUGUUUAUCUCAUCAGGGAAGUAGAGGCUUUCACAAGAGACAGACUCCCAUGAACAGUACUCGGUCUCAGAGGCUCUGUGAGUCUGCCAGGGAUAUGAGGCCAGGGCUGUCUUUGGCACCAGGUUUUCCAGUGCGCUCCAUUUUGUGCUGGAAGGUAGCUGCAUCCCCACUGUCCCUGCAGCCCUAACUACAAGUGAGGCUGCCUGCGUGCCUCCUGCCCUGUCCUGUGUGCAGAGAGAAGCCUUUGCGCUUAGCUCUUGCUCUCUCUGUCUCCUCAGUUCUCUGUUUGGAUCAAAGUUGUCUCCAUACUUGCAGUUAGAGCCUUUUCUGUAUCAUCCCCAUGCCGGGAGAAAGCUUUGUUCUUAGAACUGCAGGCCGCCUCCAGCUUGUCUAUAUAAUUCCAGACACUAUAGAAAAGGACUGGUGAGAUGUUACUUUGGCAAGGGCUGAACAGAGAGAGAGAGACAAUUAUGGACUGGUUAGUUCAAUAUGUUUAGUUCUGUUCGUUGUGUGACGAAAGGUGCAGGUGAGAUUGAUGUAUUAUUUUGAAAGUGGAUCAAAAUAGCUUUUAU
Messenger RNA from Melopsittacus undulatus (budgerigar), 2078 nucleotides. Its product is annotated as immunoglobulin-like domain-containing receptor 2. Gene Ontology annotation, biological process: pancreas development. Gene Ontology annotation, cellular component: membrane. The record is from RefSeq and is a predicted model, not a curated record. NCBI's taxonomy places the organism in Eukaryota, Metazoa, Chordata, Aves, Psittaciformes, Psittaculidae.